Molecule: messenger RNA, 7932 nt
Organism: Oncorhynchus nerka (sockeye salmon)
Lineage: Eukaryota; Metazoa; Chordata; Actinopteri; Salmoniformes; Salmonidae
Product: lactosylceramide 1,3-N-acetyl-beta-D-glucosaminyltransferase A-like
Exons: 2
Coding region: 481-1632 (383 amino acids)
Cellular component (GO): Golgi membrane
Source: RefSeq, a predicted model, not a curated record
UUCUAGAAAGAGGAGUGUGUGUGUGUGUGUGACUCUACUCCAGGGAGAGUAGACAGAAACAUUUCCAGAGCUAUACAAGGAGAGAAUCUGUACAGGAGGGGAGAACUCAACAGGAGUCGGUUGACAUUGGGAAUUUAUGCAUAACAGCGAGCAAUGCUCGGCACCCUGGGGACGCUGGAUGAGUCUGAGCAACUAUGAGGACAGCUAUGUGUGAGUCAGUAACAACAGGAGUGUGAGUGACUUGCCGGACGGAGGCGAUGGUUUCCGGGAGGCUCCUCAUGUGAUUUUCCCUGACACACCCAUGCCUCCUGCUCCAUGUGGGAAACCUAGGAUGGAACACACACACUGCUAUGCACAGUCACUGGGACAACUGCCUGUGCAGCCACUCUUUCACACACUCUGACACGCAUCACCGCCGCCGCCACCGCUCAGACUUGACAGAGGAAGAACCCCGGAAUUUUCCAGAACCAAUUUUACGGUAUGUUUGUGAAUCUUCGGCGAAUCCGCAAGUGCCAGUGCUUGCAGCUAAUGACCACGUGCCUGGUGCUGUCGGUGGUGAUUGUGUGCUGGGAUGGCAGCGUGGUGAGCCACGUCAAGGCCUACUCCUACCGCUACCUGGUCAACCGUUACACCUUCAUCAACAAGAGCUUCACCAUCCCGCGUCAGGAGGCCCACAUGUUCAGCAACCACCGCUACCUGCUCAACCACCCGUAUAAGUGCUCAGGAGAGAAGAAUGUUUUACUGCUGCUGCUAGUCAAGUCCUCCCCAGAGAACAUUGAGAGACGGCGAGCCAUACGGUCGACGUGGGGCAACGAGACCUACAUCCACCAGACCCUGGGGGUGACGGUGAAGGUGGUGUUUGUGCUGGGCCUCCCCAAGCAGCAGGAAGCUGCCCAUACUCAGAGGAGCCGAGGGGGCACCCAGGACAACCUUGUCCGUGAAGACCGCUUGAAUGGCGACUUGGUCCAGCAGGACUUUGUGGACUCGUUCCACAACCUAACCCUCAAGCUUCUGCUACAGUUUCGGUGGGCGCACGCCUACUGCCCGCACGCCCGCUUCCUCAUGACGUCUGAUGAUGACAUUUUCGUGCACAUGCCAAACCUGGUGCGCUACCUUCAGGACAUAGACAGGAAGGGCGUUACAGACUUCUGGAUCGGUCGCGUGCACAGAGGCGCGCCACCCAUCCGCCGGAAGGAAAGCAAGUACUAUGUCCCAUACGAGAUGUACCCGUGGUUGGCAUACCCGGACUACACGGCAGGGGCGGGUUACGUUGUCUCUAGAGACGUGGCGAACAAAAUCUACCAGGCUUCGUUGACCCUCAACGCCUCGCUGUACAUCGACGAUGUCUUCAUGGGCAUCUGUGCCAACGCCAUGGGCGUGUUGCCGCAGGAGCAUGUGUACUUCUCAGGUGAGGGCAAGGCGCCCUACCACCUGUGCAUCUACGACAAGAUGAUGACGUCGCACGGCCACGUGGCCGACAUAUACGAACUCUGGAAAGCCGCCACGAAUCCGGAGGUCAAACGGGUCACGUCAGGACUCUUUGGGAGGUUGUAUUGCACAGCUGUGAAACUCACCCUUCUCUGUAGACCUUAUUUCUUAAACAGCUACCCCUGCAAGGCAGCCUUGUUGUAGUACAGUAAACCUAUGUACUGUGUUUGCUCCAAAAUAGAGCGAGGGAUCAUUUUGUACCAAAUUUUUCUUUCUUCGGUCUCCCGUCAUUUGAAAAGGAUGAAGGAGGGAAGGCCUGUUUUUUUGUGUUGAUGGAGGAAGAUACUCAUGAGUCAAAUCUAUUGCUGUAAAUUUGGGUUUUACAGUGACCUAUCUAUAUUGCUUUAUAGUGACCGUCUAUCUAUAUGGCCAGCAGUGGUCCAAUUCUUGAUAUCUUUACGAUGUAUUGAAGAGCAGAGACUGAAUGUGAUGAAUAAGGAGAUGCUAUCCAGAGAUAAGGAUGACAAAUAGGAUUCUAAGUGAAUUUCCGCACCCACAUCUCCUUUCAUUAAACUAAUUGAGAGAAUAGCCUAAAAUUCUGUUAUUCUGUUGGUUAUGCUGCUGUGGUUUAAAACUAACUGUGGAUGGACACAAUUGGCUCAUUGUCUGUCGUUUCACAGUAAGGUUUGCUAAAGUUAAAAGGAAGAUACCAUUUAUUUUUUUAGAUUUCAAAACGUACCCAAUGUCAAGGAUGCAUUUGAAACUGACAGCAAGCAUUUCAAAUGGAUGUUGGGGUUAAAGAAGUCUUCAAAACUCUGCAGCCAUAAGGUGGCAACUGUCUUAGGUGAAGCAGUACAUUAAUGUGUAGCAUAUGUUUGAGUUAUUAGUGGUGACUAGUUACAUACUGUGCCCGAGGUUGGCAUACCCAGACUACAUGACAGGGAUGGGUUAUCAUGUGCGAGUGCCAAAAGUGUCUGUUACGAGGUGGAAAAUUCCACAGAGAUUCAAAGUAUUAUGCAUAUCAGCUGAUCUCUUAUCAUUAAUGAACAUUUAAAUGAACAUUAAUGAAUUGUUCUGUAAAUUAAAGGAGGAUGCAGGUGGGAAAUAUACAGCUUGUUUCAAGCAAUUUCUUUGUAUUACAUUUGGAAACCCUAACCAAAGCAUAUAGGAAGCCUUUUCAACCUGUCGCAAAGCAAAUAAGAAACAAACAAUGAGGUGGUAUAGACUAACUGUGAAACAAAUUCAUCUCAGAGAAAGGUUGUUGAACCACAGAUCAUAUCCAACCCCUUUCAUGGGUUCUCUCUCUUCACCAUAGCAACUGUAUGUUGAGCAGCGGGUGGGGGAGUGGGUUAGAUGAGUGACACACAAGCCUCACCACAAAGCUCUGGGUUAUGUUCCUGUGGACAUUCUGCAUGAUGGCUGUUGACAUGAGUUCACUCUUGAUAUACAAGCCAGUGGAGGUUCUUCCAGGAUGUACGUCUGUAGAAAUAUUUAAUAUAAUGAAACAUAAGCCUGUAAAUUAAAUAAUUGUAAUCAUUAUAGCUGUGAACUAUUGAGGGCAAGAUGAGAAUAUUAAGCAAACAAAUGCCUCAUUGCCAGUGUCUAUAUACAAAAGUAUGUGGACACCCCUUCAAAUGAGUGGAUUCGGCUAUUUCCACCACACCCAUUGCUGAAAGGUGUAUAAAAUCGAGCACACAGCCAUGCAAUCUCCAUAGACAAACAUUGGCAGCAGAUUGGCAUUACCGAGAGCUCAGUGACUUUCAAAGUGGCACCGUCAGUUCGUCAAAUUUCUAUCCUGCUAGAGCGUUCAACUGUAUGUGCCGUUGUUGUGAAGUGGGAACGUCUAGAAGCAACAACGGCUCAGCCGCAAAAUGGUAAGCCAUAAAAGCUCACAGAACGGGACCGCAGAGUGCUGAAACGCGUAAAAAUCAUCUGUCCUCGGUUGCAACACUCACUACCGAGUUCUAAAUUACCUCUAGAAGCAACAUGAACACAAGAACAGAGCUUCAUGAAAUGGGUUUCCGUGGCUGAGCAGCACACAAGCCUAAGAUCACCAUGAACAAUGCCAAGCAUCAGCUGGAAUGGUGUAAAGCUCACCGCCAUUGGACUCUGGGCAGAGAACGCUACCUGCCCCAAUGCAUAGUGCCAACUGUAAAGUUUGGUGGAGCAGGAAUAAUGAUCUGGGGCUGUUUUUCAUGGUUUAGGCUAGGCCCCUUAGUUCCAAUGAAGGGACAUCUUAACACUACAGCAUACAAUGACAUUCUAGAUCAGUGGUCACCAACCUUUUCUGAGUCAAGAUCACUUUUGCAGUCAAAAAGCAAGCUGAGAUCUACUGCUCAGAUUCUCAUUCCUACAAACAGUUGUGUAGGAAUGAGGUUUUGGCAGUAGGCCGAAUAUAUUAUCACAGCAUAUUGACUAUAUGAUGGCCUGCCAAUAUUGUUAAUCAGACCAUAUUAUAUUUCAAAACUUGAGCUUUGAUAACAAAAUAGAUCAGUUGGUUUACCAUUGUGGAGCAUGAAUUGAAAUCAUUUGCUUUUUAUUUUACUGGACUGAUGGUACUUGCAUCUGAUGUUCAAGGAGGUCAAAAAGUCGGAGCUCUAGAAAGAUGCCCGAGUUUCCGACUUGGAAUGGCCGUUCAAAACUAUUUUUCCCAACCUCCUCUCACGGUCCCUGCUCUCUCCUUCCUUUCCUCCGGUGAGACUGACCAGAAAGAGGGGACACCGUCUUCCACCAAGUGGUUGUUAAAUGGUUGUUAAUUAAUGUUGUUCCUAUGACCAGAGAAUGUUAAAUAUUCCUUAAUAUUAAAACCAAUAUGACAAGCUGCUCAUAAUAAUAAAACGCAGGGCUAUCGAUACUUGGCUACUCAUUCAUUGCAGCUGCAGCAUGAGAAGCGCGUUUUGUAAUAGUGUUGAAUAAAAACUGUGACAGUCCUGAAUAUAAACAUGAGCUCACUCAGAAAAACAGCAGCGCUUUGCUGUAUUCGUUGACAGUCUCUCUGUGUCCAUGGUUUUAAAAGUUAUUAAAUCUGACAUAGGCUAGUAGCCUACUAAACUUGGCUGUAGCCAGGGUCAUGGAAGCUCUGUAGCCACGGUGAUUUGAGCUAUCUGAUUGGGCAGCACAAUAGGUGCACUCGAUUUAUUCACAGAUUUGCCGGUCCGCCGGGUAGGCGGAGUUUGUCUCAUGGGAACACUUUGCUUACCCGGUGCGCAGGGCUUUUGAAUCUAGUGCACCUACCGACAACAGCUCAACGAGAUUUUUUAAAAACGAGCGCAAGACUUUAUCGUUUGUUGGUUUUUCUACAGAAAUAUUUGGUUAUCGACUAGGAAUGUCUUGAAGUGAUCGACUGGCUGGCGACCACUGUUCUAGACGAUUCUGUGCUUCCAACUUUUUGGGAACAGUUUUGGGGAAGGCCCUUUCCUGUUUUAGCAUGACAAUGCCCCCAUGCACAAAGCAAGUCCAUACAGAAAUGUUUUGUUGAGAUCGGCGUGGAAAAACCUGCACAGAGCCCUGACCUCAACCCCAUCGAACACCUUUGGGAUGAAUUGGAAUGCUGACUGCGAGCCAGGCCUAAUUGCCCACAUCAGUGCCAAACCUGACUAAUGCUCUUAUGGCUGAAUUGAAGCAAGUCCCAGCAGCAAUGUUCCAAUAUCUAGUGGAAAGCCUUCCCAGAAGAGUGGAGGCUGUUAUAGCAGCAAGGGGAAGGGGGACCAACUCCAUAUUAAUGCCCAGGAUUUUGGAAUUAGAUGUUUGAGGAGGUGUCCACAUACUUUUGGCCAUGUAGUGAGUGUAUCAGCUUCAAAUGUUUUUGUCUUUCCAGAUCAGGCUGACUCAAAGAUUUGUGGGGGAGAGUUGAAGAGGCAUCUAGCCCAUUGCUACAGCAUGAUGUCAUGCAUGCCUCAGAGACAGUAGCCUCAAAACUAUAGCUCUAUUGUUGUUGAUGUAAAACUUUUAAAAUUGGGACUGUUCUGUCUCCAUAAUGUCAGUUACAAAUAGUUUUGAGGAAGUGCAUUUCUGAUCUGUUGCAUAAGUAAGAUAAGAAUUGGUUGAAUCCUUCAAAACCAAAUAAAUUGGUCAGUGCUAUGAAGGAUACUUGGGAUGCCCCUAUCCUAAACCCUAUCCUUAACUUUAAAAUGUCAAGUUCAAUAGGGGAGAGAUAUCCCAAAAUCACAGACCCCAAAAAAUCUGUUGUUUUGGGCAUAUUUUCUCGUGGGCCUUUUUCCUAUUUGUGCGUUUUCUUUGUAUAAUGGCGACUUGUUCUGAAAGAGGUGUGUAGGAAUAUCUUUGGGAUUAGCCAUUCUCCAAACAUCUGGCCUGUUUCCAAGGCAACUGCACAACGAGAAUAAUUCACACAAAUGAUUAAGAGGGGCCCAAAACACGGUCCAACAACCUACCUCUCACAAUUCAUAGCUACUACUGCAGUGCACAUGUAACUUUCAUUUUGCCAUUGAAAGGUCCUGUUCAGAGUGACACAACUACCCAAAUAUAUUCAAUUUUCUUGUUUUUAUCACUUUUAAGAUAUUAUCGGAGCUUUACAAAGGUCAACCAGUUUUUCUCCAGCCCCUUGGAAGACUUGCUUCUCAAUCCGAAAAACAUUUAACAAUGCAGCAGAACUGGUCCUUGUGGAAUCAGCCAAUCUCUAUCCAAAUGUCCAAUUAGUUUAUUUUUUCUUCUCUCUACCCUCCCAAUGCGGUCCUGCCAGCAUAAUUGCAUUGACUUCUGUGAACGUGGGAGUCAAAGAACAAAGUUCAUGUGCUAAAAAUACAUGCAUUUACCAUAUCAUAGCCAAUUACACAUUCACUGAGGUGCUCAGUGCCCCUGAGGUAGACUAUAAUUAUAACUAACCUGCCUGCCUCCAAUGUACACAGAGGUACUGAGAUAUGGAGAAUUUAUACAAACAUGCCUGAGUGCGUAUCCACCUAGCUAAAUUCAACAGAUUAAACUAAAGGCCAUACAAACUUGCCUGCUUUAUUGCUACAAACAGAAACAGUACUAUUGUGUUCUAUACAGUGCUUUCAGAAAAGUAUUUACACCCAAGACUUUUUCCACAUUUUGUGCUAUAAAGUGGGAUUAAAAUGGAAUUGUCAUCUGUGAACAAUCUACACAAAAUACUCUGUAAUGUCAAAUGAAAAAUAAAACAUGAAUAUAUCUUUAUUAGAUAAGUAUUCAACGCCCUGAGUUAAUACAUGUUAGAAUCACCUUUGACAGAAAUUACACCUGUGAGUCUUUCUGGGUAAGUCUUCAAAAGCUUUCCACACCUGUAUUGUGUAACAUUUGCCGAUUUUUCUUUUCAAAAUUCUUCAAGCUCUGUCAAAUUGGUUGUUGAUCAUUGCUAGACAACCAUUUUCAGGUCCUACCAUGAAUAACUCCAGUGUAGGUUUGGCCAUGUGUUUUGUUAUUGCUGAAAGGUGAAUUCAUCCCCCAGUGUCUGGUGGAAAGCAGACUGAACCAGGUUUUCCUCUAGGAUUUUGUCUGUGUUUAGCUCAAUUCGAUUUCUUAUUUAUCCAGAAAAACUCCCCAGUCUUUCAACGAUUACAAGAUGCAGCCACCACUAUACUUGAAAAUACGGAGUGUGGUACUCAGUAAUGUGUUAUAUUGGAUUUGCCCCAAACAUAACACUUUGUAUUACACUGUGCAUUAGAUCAGUGCUAUGGAGUAACUACAAUGUUGUUGAUCCAUCCUUAGUUCUCGUCAGUCAAUAAACUCUGUAGCUGUUUUAGUCGGCCUCAUGUUGAAAUCUCUGAGCAGUUUCCUUCCUCUCCGGGAACUGUUAGGAAGGACGCUUGUGUCUUUGUACUGACUGGGUGUAUUGAUACACCAUCCAAAGUGUAUAUUUUACCCAUCUACUGUCUACAAUGUCUUGAGUGACAUUUCAGUUUACAGGUAGUCACUGUAAUUUUCAACUGUACCUUGUCCCAGUCUAAUCCCCACAUUUUAUCACUCCAAUCCUUCCUUUCCCAAACUGAGCAAUCAGGGGAGAAGGGCCUUGGUCAGGGUUGAACUCUUUGGCCUGAAUCUGGAAGACACCAGGAACCAUUCUUGGUGGCAGCAUCAUGCUGUGGAUAUGUUUUUCAGCAGCAGGGACUGGAAUACUAGUCAGGAUCAAGGGAGAUGAAUGGAGCAAAGUACAGAGAGAUCCUUGAUGAAAACCUUCUCCAGAGUGCUCAUGACCUCAGACUGGGGCGAAGGUUCACCUUCCAACAGGACUCUUAAGCACACAGCCAAGAUAACGCAGGAGUGCCUUUGGGACAAGUCUCUAAACGUCCUUGAGUGGCCCAGCCAGAGCCCAAACUUAAACAUCUCUGGAGACCUGAAAAUAGCUGUGCCGCAACGCUCCCCAUCCAACCUGAGAGCUUGAGGGCUCCGUACCGGUACCUCCUGUAUACAGCCCCGCUAUUCUUAUUUACUGCUGAUAUGUUCUUCUUUACAUACUGUUUUUAAAAUUACAUCAUUGGUUAAGGGCUUGUAAACAAGAAUUUCAUUGUAAGGUCUGUUGUAUUCGGCGCA